Messenger RNA from Aspergillus wentii DTO 134E9, 858 nucleotides. RefSeq lists its product as uncharacterized. Gene Ontology annotation, biological process: carbohydrate metabolic process. Gene Ontology annotation, cellular component: extracellular region. The record is from RefSeq and is a predicted model, not a curated record. Bases 1 to 858 code for a protein of 285 amino acids. The transcript has a single exon. Gene Ontology annotation, molecular function: chitinase activity. Lineage: Eukaryota; Fungi; Ascomycota; Eurotiomycetes; Eurotiales; Aspergillaceae.
AUGCCUCGCGGGACACCACCUCGUACCGUCGUCUACUACCAGACGACUACCGUGCAGCUCGACGAUCUUGUUGCCUACAUCGACGAACAACCCAUCAAGCAAUCCCCAAUCACCCACCUCAUCAUCGGCUGUUUUCAUCUCCGAACAAAUGGAUACCUGCACCUGAACGACUACACACCCGACAAUGAACAUUUCAACCACAUCUGGCCUAACAUGAAGGCACUCCAGGAGAGGGGCGUCAAAGUCAUGGCCAUGAUCGGCGGCGCCGCACAAGGCAGCUUCCAGGUCCUAGACGCGGAGGCCUCCUUCGAGGAGUGCUAUAAUACGCUCUCCACCAUGCUUAGUGACUACAAUUUCAAUGGCAUCGACCUAGACAUCGAAGAAACAAUGUCCCAGGCCGGCGCAAGUCGGUUGAUCAAUCGUUUGACUGUCGACUUUGGACCCGACUUUGAGAUAUCGAUGGCCCCCGUCGGAACCGCCUUGCAGGGUGGGGUUGACGGCUUCUCUGGCAUGAACUAUUACGACUUGGAGCAGGAGCAUGGGGAGCAGAUAUCCUUCUACAAUGUUCAGCUUUACAAUGGGUUCGGAACCAUGGCGACCACUCAAGACUACGAGGCAAUUGUUGACGCCGGGUUUCAUCCUUCUCGCGUUGUGGCCGGUGUUUUGACUAAUGAAGCCAAUGGAGGGGACUUUGUCGAUCUGGAGACAGUCGGCAGAACCGUGAGAGCGUUACGGGCCAAGUAUCCCGAUUUUGGUGGUGUUAUGGGCUGGGAAUAUUUCAAUUCUGUGUCUGGGGGAGAGGAGCGUCCGUAUGAGUGGAGUGUUGAGAUUUCGAAGUAUCUGAACUGGAUGCAGUGA